Messenger RNA from Marmota flaviventris (yellow-bellied marmot), 1259 nucleotides. NCBI's taxonomy places the organism in Eukaryota, Metazoa, Chordata, Mammalia, Rodentia, Sciuridae. The record is from RefSeq and is a predicted model, not a curated record.
GAAUAUUUGGAUGGGAUUAAGAAAUUUUACCUAGCCACUGUGGAAUCCCUUGAUUUCAAAAAUGCUCCAGAAGAAAGUCGAAAGAAGAUUAAUUCCUGGGUGGAAAGCCAAACAAAUGAAAAAAUCAAGGACCUAUUUCCUAGUGGCAGUAUUAACCAAACCACCAGACUGGUUCUGGUGAAUGCAGUCUACUUCAAAGGGCGGUGGGAUAAGGAAUUUAAAAAGGAAUUGACCACAGAAGCAAAGUUCUGGCAGAAUAAGAAUGUGAGCAAAUCUGUGCAGAUGAUGGCCAAAAGCGGGCAUUUUAAUUUUGCCUUCCUGGAGGAUGUGCAGGCCAAGAUCCUGGAAAUACCAUACAAAGGCAAUGACCUGAGCAUGGUCCUGCUGCUGCCCAAUGAAGCAGAUGGCCUGCAGGAGCUUGAAGACAAACUCACUGCUGAGAAGUUAAUGGAGUGGACCAGCCCAGGGAGCAUGGAGAUGACUAAAGUCAAUGUGUGCCUCCCUCGAUUCAAAGUGGAAGAGACCUACGACCUCGUGACCAUAUUGAGAGCCAUGGGGAUGGAGGACGUCUUCUGUCCAAAAAAGGCUGACCUCUCGGGCAUGACAGGGACACAGGGCCUUUCGGUGUCCAAAGUUGUGCACAAGUCCUUUGUGGAAGUGAAUGAAGAGGGCACGGAGGCUGCGGCCGCCACUGGCGUAGUAGUUGAAGUAACGUCCUCCCCAAUGCCCCCUGUUAGUUUCUAUUGUGACCACCCCUUCCUGUUCUUCAUCAAGCAAAAGAAGACCGACAGCAUCCUCUUCUUUGGCAGAGUCUCUUCCCCUUAAGUAGGAUGCCUCUGUCUCUCUUAUGAGGACCAGUCACAGAGCAAAAAGUAAACUGAGGCUGGAAAUAACACGUCCUUUGUAUAUUCAUUUUCUUUUCAGCCUCAGAGUCCCCACUAAGAAUGCGAUGGUUGUAGGAGCCUCUCUUUUCUCUCUUUCUGCACACACAUAUGAACCAGUUUUCUUCUUCUUUUUUUUUUUUCUUAUAAAAAUUUCCUUGGAGAACAAAACGUUCAAUGUGAAGAUUAAAACAAUCCAUACCUCAUCUUCUAAAUUGGACACGAUUGCUUCUGUCCUGUUUUGGAUGAACCAAAGCAAAUCACAUUCUCUUCAAACUCAUCAACCUAGACACCCACUUUUCCUUCAAUUGAGGUGAUAUCUGGGACCCUUCUUAUAUUUCUAAAUUCUGUGAUUCUAUUAAAUCAAUUAGCAAUAAA